Anneissia japonica is the source of this 4061-nucleotide messenger RNA. RefSeq lists its product as uncharacterized. Lineage: Eukaryota; Metazoa; Echinodermata; Crinoidea; Comatulida; Comatulidae. Gene Ontology annotation, molecular function: protein binding. The record is from RefSeq and is a predicted model, not a curated record.
UGACAAACAACAAAAGCACAGAUUUACACUCUCCGACACGAUUGUGGCUGUGCUGGGCUAGGGAAAUACAGAUUAAAUUCAACUUUAAUAGAGGAAAGUUCAGAAUGAAUGAGACCAGGCUUUAAAUUCAUUGAAUGGUGUGAUUUUAAAACACAAGAAGUACAAUGUUAUCUAUUCCUGAUAGACAUCUGAUUUCAUCCUGGAUAUUUGAGCAAGAAAAACCCUUACGACUGAGAGCUUUGUUGAAAAAGGAGCGAAAUGAAGGAUUCUUGCGUCAAGCUCAGGCAAAGGGAUACAUUGUGUCACCAAAUCGUAAAUAUCUGGAACACAGGUAUUGCAAGACGAAAGCAGAUAACCUAGCUGAUGUGCAACUUGUCCAACUCAGAAGCGUACACCUGCGUGAUGUUGGCCAGAUUUAUCUCUGUGCAAACCUUACAAUAUGUAGUCUGGCUAAUAAUUACAUCACAAAGAUUGAUAGUCUGGCUUAUUGCCAGGCUCUUAUCAAGCUUGAUGUCAGUAGUAACCAGAUUACAACCCUACCAAGUCCUGACUUCUGGCAUUCCCUAUUCUCCCUAAAGAUCUUAUACCUACAUAACAAUAGCAUCAGUCAGCUAGACUGCGUACAUAAUAUUGGAGCAGCUCAGUCUUUACAGGUGCUUACAUUAUUUGAUACGCCAAUCAGUCUGAAAAAAAGCUACCGACAUCAUGUUGUUAACAGGGCUGCUGUGUGUAUUCAACGGUGUUGGAGAAAUUUCAAGGGCUUAAAAUGGAUUCCACCUCCUGUAAGGGUCACCUCACCAAAGAAACUGAAAGCCAGGCCUACAAGUAAGUCUUCAAACAGGGAGAUUGAGGUGAAAGUGCCAGUCACUCCAGCACCUAUGAACGAGGCAACUACACCACAGGAGAUCGAUUAUGAUACGUACCUAAUGAAUAGACGACCUGGUUCAAUUAGCACUAAUGUGACUUUGUUUGAUGGGGAUAAGUCAGUAGAUCAAGGGGAAAACACAGGAGGAGCUCUACCAGGGAUAUCAGAUAAUAAACAAGAAGCAAUGGAAUAUUCAACCCUCAAAAAAAGGAAAAAUAUACUGAUUGAUCUGACUAGACUCCAGGAAAACUCACAGAUUGCUCUUGAUAAUCCAGUAGAUGGCAUUGUCAUGGAAACAUCCAACAUAGCAGACGAAACCCAACUUGAAAUUUUAUCCAAAUUGACGCUUCCAACAGAUGAAGUUAUUACGGCUCAGAAGGUGGUACGCAAGGAAAAGAAGAGAAAGGAGUUUAAGACAGUGAAGCAGAUGCUGGGCCCGUUGUCAGAUAUGGAUCUACAUCGUGAGCAUCCGUUGUCACCAGUUAUGUGCGAGAACAAAGAAGAGGAAGAACCGCUAGUAAAAUUCCGUCUAUCAGGCAUGAAAUCAACAAUGGUUGAUGCAGAUAGAUAUCAGGAGCUUCUGGUGUCUAGAAAACAAGCUGGGAAAGAUGUACGUGAAGCUAACAAGAUAUUUUUAGAAAACAAAUGCACAAUACCAAAGAAAAAACUUAAAAGAAAAACAAUGACAGCUGAUCAAAGGUUGUUUGCACGUGUGCAAGGAACUAUGGGAAUGUCGUGCUUACGUGCCAUCCAACAAGCGUACAAGGAUAGAAUCCGUGCGGAAAAAGCAAACAUACGAUUGGAAUGUAUUGCAAACCUGAAGGAACAGCGCGAAGAAGGCAAACAGCGUGCAAAAUCAAUUCUUGAAGAAAAACGUCAGCAAGCACUUCAGAAGAAUGAUAAAGACCAAGCUGAAAUGUCCAAACAUAAAGAACAGCAAGAAAUACACAAAAAAAAAGCAAUAAAAAAACAGAAAGCUUUACGAUCACGUUCGCAAGAUUUUACAAAAUGCUUAAAAACUGAGAGAACAUUUUCAGUUGAGUUUAAUGGACAGCAUACAUCUAUUUCAAAUGCUCUGUUACGGCAUGAUCAAAUGGCCAAGAAGGAUGAAGAUCUACGAGCUGUGCAAGAUUUCACUGAAUCUGAGAGAGAACAUCAUCGACACCAAUCAGAAUUGGUCCAGCGAUAUCUUGAGCAUCGGAAACUGAUGCGACAAGCACAGGCUGUAGUUGAAAAGGCUAGCCUGGAUACAAAGAUGCUAACGGCAGCCAAUGACAGACUUGCUGAAGCACGGAAUAAAGUAAUCUCUCAGAAGCAGAGAAGAAAAACUGUACAGGCUUUUUAUCCAUUACCAAAAACAGCAACAGACCCCGUCUUGCCUCCAGUCAGACAAGAGGGAAAGCCUGACCGAUGGAACACAGUUAUUGAUAUGUUUGACGGCCAUGUUGGUACACACCCUACUACUAUACAGACCUGAAAUUGAUCUACAAAAUAUAUUUUGAUACUCUUCUUCAUAAUUCAUGGAAUAAAAUUUGUAAGUGAAGUAUAGUCUGCUUUAUGAAAUAUUAUUUUUACAAAUACUGCAUGGAAUUGGGUGAGUGUGUGAUUUUAGUUUCAUAAUGUACUUUGAGACUAAGAGUAGGCCUACUAUUGCCACCGAUCAUGGACUGAUGCCAAAAAGCUUUGACAUUCGCUGUGGUUGUUGCAUUUACAUUUUAGCUUUUGUUUAUAUCAAUACAGAUCAAGCUGUUGUUUCCCAUGUCAUUGUUGUUUUUCAGAUAUGUAAUUAUAUACAGUAUAAAUGUUUGCAAGGAUAUAGGAUAAAUAUACAGUACUGUACAAUUAAACUUGCCCAAGUCAACUUUGACUCAAAUAAUUUCCAAGUCAGUCUUAAUUUACAUGCCAAAUUGUUGUGUUUUUCAUUAAUUAACGAUCUGUACAUCAAAUUUUAUUUAAGUCAAACAAUUUUUAAUGCCAUUUUGGAAAUGACUUAAGCAAGUGCAACUGUAUACAGUAUAACAUACUUUUAUUAUUAUUAUUAUCAAUCAUACAAGUAUUUACUGUGAUAAUGAUUUAUAUCACUAUUACAAUUAUUUGUUACAAAACCACAAUUGACAACACCUUCUUAUGUUGCACAUGUAGCAUAAAAUUCUAUGAUAAUGUUUUAUAUCACUAUUACAAUUAUUUGUCACAAAAACCACAAUUGACAACACCUUCUUAUGUUGCACCAGUAGCGGGGCCCACCCCCUCCCCCACCCCUGGUGGGUCUAAUGUGGAUAGACCCUCCAUCUGUCGAAGUCCCUUCCUGGGCCCCCCUCUAUUUCAAAUCCCUGGAUCCACCACUGAAUACAUUAAUCACAGACUUCCUGCCUGCCCAAUACACAAAUCUUGUUUCAGCAUUAUCAUUUUUAUUAUAAUUCAAUUAAUAAUACAAUUAUUCAAGUCAAAAGUAUUCAUUUCUAGAUAUAUUACAAAUUGGUGAUGUAUUCAAAAAUUAAAUUACAAACUUUGAAGCAAUAAUGAAUUACCAGGUCGUAUUUUUAUUAUGGUAUAUAUUUUGUAAGGUGAAUGGAAUUGCACAAAUAAAACACUGCAUGUUGCUGCUUUAUCUAAACAUAUGGUAAUAAGAUUCAAGAAGUACUUCUUAUUUUUUAUGUUUCAGCAUUAGUAUUAUGUUUAGUCAUUAUGAUUAGAAUACAUAAAUUGAAUUGUUGUAUUUAGGUUCAAUUUAAUCAAGAACGAUGAUAAUUAUUAUUAUUUUGAUGUUUCAGCAUUAGUAUUGUCAUUAUAAUGUGAAUAGAAUGCAUAAAUUGAAUUAUUGUAUUUAGGUCAAAUUUAAUCAAGAAUGAUGAUAAUUAUUAUUAUUUUAAUGUGUUAGCAUUAAUAUUGUCAUAUGAUAAUGUAAAGAGAAUACAUAAAUUUGAAUUAUUGUAUUUAGGUCAAAUUUAAUCAAGAAUGAUAAAAAAAUCAAUUUCUCGUUGCUGGUGUAUGCAGAGUUUUGAAGUUAAUAAUGAGUUGUUCAAAUUGAUGGGUCUAGUUUAUAACUGCAUCGCAGGUCUUGAGGUAUUGUAUCUUUUGAUUGAAAUAUUAAGGUUUUACUACAAACAGUAAUAACAUUUGUAAAUAAUACUGCAGUCUGAUAUUCCUACAUGAAAAUGGUGCUAUUGAGAACAAUAAUAAAGCUUCAAGAUUUAAA